Drosophila albomicans is the source of this 1003-nucleotide messenger RNA. RefSeq lists its product as uncharacterized. Gene Ontology annotation, biological process: rRNA processing; negative regulation of transcription by RNA polymerase II. The record is from RefSeq and is a predicted model, not a curated record. The transcript has a single exon. Gene Ontology annotation, molecular function: DNA binding. Gene Ontology annotation, cellular component: nucleolus. Lineage: Eukaryota; Metazoa; Arthropoda; Insecta; Diptera; Drosophilidae. The coding region runs from base 81 to 914 and encodes 277 amino acids.
GCGGCACAUAAAUAAAAAAAAUUUAGCCGCGCACGUGUUGCAUUUAGCGUCCAGGAUUUCGAGUAAAUAAUCUAUUGAACAUGGUGUUUUUUACCUGCAACAUUUGCGGUGAGUCCGUAAAGAAGCCAGCCGUGGAGAAGCACUACCAGACCAGAUGCCGAGGCAACGUCAAGAACGUGUCGUGCAUGGACUGCCUGAAAGACUUCUACGAGGAGGAAUAUGUGGCACACACCAAAUGCAUUUCCGAAGCCCAGAAGUACUCCAAUCAAAACUUUGUGCCCAAGGAGCCUAGGAACAAGAAUGCCCAGAAGCAAGAAAGUUGGAUGGACAUCAUACGCGCCAUUCUCGACAGCGAAGAGUAUCAACUGACGCCACAGCUGCGCAAUGAGUUCCAGCGUCUGCAGAGCGUUGACAAUGUGCCGCGCAAGAAGGCGAAAUUCGAGAACUUUGUGGGCAACUGCAUGCGUAUGCCACGCCACAAGGCUACAGAAGUGUGGAACAUACUCGAGAAGGAGUUGAACAAAAUGAAGGAGGCCAAACAGGCGGAACUUGCAGCUGCCAAGGCAGCGAAACAGAAGCCCGCAGAAGAAGCUGCUGCAGUUGAGGAGCCGCCCAAGAAAAAGUCCAAAGUGGAGAAUGGUGAAGCUGCCACAGAAGUUGCUGCUGAUGAUGCUGUUGCUGCAGAGAACCGCGAAUUCGAUUGGGCGGCACAGCUGAAGAAGGUGUUGGCCAAGCAACCCGGUGCCAUCUUUGUGGAGAAGCUCAAGAAGAAGCUGGAGAAGAAAUACGUAAAGCAUUUGGCUGUGACGGAACUGAGCGAGAAACAAGCAAAGAAAUUUGAGAAGCGUUUCAACAAGCAGCUCAAUAAAUGCAAUGAAGUGAAGCUGGAUGGGGAUCUGGUGAUAGCAUGUUGAUCUGUAAAGCUACAUUUAAGUCUCUCUAGCGUAAUUAAUACUUAACUGUAGACAAGCAUUAAACACAUAAGCAGCAAUAAUUAACUAGA